AUGACCCAGAACGUGGACCGGAUCCUGGCCCGAGGAGAGAGGCUGGAUGACCUGAUGGGCAAGUCAGAGGACCUGCAGGCUGGGGUCAGUCCUACAACACUGGUCUUCCCAUCUUGUGUGCUCCUCUACUGUUUUUUUUAUUUCAUAGUUAAUCCAAAUUAGGUAUCCAUAUGGACUUGAAGAGUUUGUGACCCACUGUUUGGGUUUGUGUACCAUACUUAUCUUCAGUUUAAAUCUAAUUAUAUCAAAUCAAACUUGCAUUUAAAAUUCUCAACACACUUACAGUAAAACAAUAAAAUGUAGUAGACACACACACAGUUUGCAAAGCAUCGGUUACUGCAAAACGAUGCAAGUGGUAGGAUUUUUGUUAACAUGUUCCUAAUAGCAUCCCAUCUUCCCUCAGGCUCAGAACUUCAAGCACACGUCCCAGAAGGUGGCUCGUUCCUACUGGUGGAAGAACAUGAAGCUGUGGGUGGUGAUCGUGGUCAUCGUCCUCGUCGUAAUCCUCAUCAUCGUACUGCUUGCCACUGGAGUCAUCCCUACCAGCUCGCCUGCUCCCCCUCUUCCAACACCCACAAAAGGACUAUAA
Coregonus sp. 'balchen' is the source of this 589-nucleotide messenger RNA. NCBI's taxonomy places the organism in Eukaryota, Metazoa, Chordata, Actinopteri, Salmoniformes, Salmonidae. The record is from the annotation of a GenBank genome assembly.